This is a messenger RNA of Penicillium mononematosum, 210 nucleotides long. RefSeq lists its product as uncharacterized. The coding region runs from base 1 to 210 and encodes 69 amino acids. The record is from RefSeq and is a predicted model, not a curated record. The transcript is spliced from 2 exons. Lineage: Eukaryota; Fungi; Ascomycota; Eurotiomycetes; Eurotiales; Aspergillaceae.
AUGAACUCAUAUAGUACCUAUACGCCGGAUGCUAUCUGCAACGGUAUCUUCAUCGUCGACGGCGUGAUUGGGUCCUCCCCGGAUAUCUGCGAGGCACCUGAGACUAACUUCUCCAUCGAUCAAUGCGGAACGGACAUGACCUUUAUCGAUGAAGGGCCGGAAUUCUUCGACAAGUGUGGCUUCCAACUGGAGAUUGCGGGCAAGAAGUAA